Pseudozyma hubeiensis SY62 is the source of this 660-nucleotide messenger RNA. Its product is annotated as multispanning membrane protein. The record is from RefSeq and is a predicted model, not a curated record. NCBI's taxonomy places the organism in Eukaryota, Fungi, Basidiomycota, Ustilaginomycetes, Ustilaginales, Ustilaginaceae. The transcript has a single exon. The coding region runs from base 1 to 660 and encodes 219 amino acids.
AUGAGGCUCUACUUAUCUCGGGCUUCAAUGCCGAUUUCUGAAUGUAGGUUGAGACAGAGCGAAGCUAUAUCAAGUCAAGGGCGGAUCCCUUUUCCCGUGUCAGAAUCGAACGAGCGAAGUGACAUCUCUCAGUGCCAGCCUGCUUUCUAUCAUCCUUUUCAGCAACCCACUUCAUACAUGAUCUCGCAGUCUAUUAUCGCUAUCUGUGCAGUCUUGGUGUCAUGCGUCGUAUCCGUAUCCACAAACGCGACUAAUGUCGUCGACAACCAUCGUCUGUUUUCGGGAAGAAUUCCACAUCCCCAGCUCUUCGGUAUUUCGGGAUAUGUUGCCUCGACCACGGUUGGCGCUGGAGGUGGUGAAGGUCUCAAGAUCUUUCCCGAUCUAGCCAACGCCGAAGGCACUGGCUCACAUGUCGACUGGACUUGGAGGCUUCACGGCAUCCCCUCGUACCUAUACACCGAGCACAAUUUAAGCUCGGCAGAUCUCGAGCGCAACAGCUACCGUAUCGUUCAGGACAAAGCUCCGGACAGCGACUCGGACGCUCGGCCUUCGUACACGGUGGUUCUCGCCUCAGCUUCGACUGUCACGCUCGACAAACGGACCGAUUGUCUGGUCCGCGAUACUCCACCGGCUUCCUGUCAACUCGGCAGUCCGAUGUAA